UGAUUGAUCACGUGACUUAGCGCGUCCUUGAUCGUGCGUGGACGGAGCGAAGGACGCUGGGUGAUUCGCGAGUGCUGAAUGAAGUGUUUGGCGUGCCAGAGCGUCCUUUUAAUCGGCAGUAAAUAGACGUUUUUCCAUAGAGAUCGACAUGGCUAAUCCUAAUCUCACGGAUAUGACGGAGGAGGACGCGGCGGAUCUGCAGUUUCCGAAAGACUGUUUAUUGAGUCCAACGGACGAGUCUGAGCAUGCAGACGUAGAGCUCGAGGUGUCAGUCUCGAAGGAUAAAAUUUUCGCCUCAGAUCCCGUAUGCCGCGUGUGCAGGUCCACUCUCGCGGAACCGUACAUUCGUUGUGCCAUGUGCACCGACGUCGAGAUGUGUCCUCCUUGCUUCGCCAGGGGCCGCGAAACCGACGAGCACAAGAACGAUCACGACUACGUGAUCAUAAAAAACGAGUUUCCCCUGAUCGAUGAAAGCGGCUGGGCCGCGAAGCACGAGCUCGAGUUGCUGGACGUUCUGCAGCAGUGCGGCUUCGGUAAUUGGGUGGACGUGGGACGCAGGAUGCACAGCAAGUCCGCCGAGGAGUGCAAGACGCACUAUUUGCAGCAUUACAUAAACAAUCAGGCUCUGCCGGGCCUGCCGAGGUUCGAGGAGAGUGGAGCCAGUUUGUUUGGCUGCGAGCCGAUUCCCUACAUGUAUAAGUUGCAGGAUCUGGAAGAGCCUCCCAGAUUCGCGCCGGAUACAAUUAACGCCAGACUGCUGGCAGGUUAUAACGCGGCCAGGUCCGACUUCGUGGUGAAUUUCGAUAAUCACGCGGAAUCACUGGUGUCCGAUCUCGAUUUCGGCGAGUUUCAACCGGACGACGACGCAUACGAGUUAGGGCGAGCCUUGCAAGUGGCAAUAGUGCAGGCAUAUAACAACAGAUUAAAGGAACGCGCGAGGAGACGGAAAGUUAUACGUGACCACGGGCUAAUCACGUUUCGCAGGGUCAUAACGUCGAUACAGAGAUAUGAGAAUACGAUAAUGAGGCCGUUCGCAGAGAGACUGUUGAUCUUCAUGCAGCUUGUGGACGGGAUAGAAUUUGACUACAUCAUGGAGGGUCUUCACCGCGCCGGCGAGCUGAAAAAUCACAUCAAUAGGUUACUGGAGUUCAGGCGGAACGGGCUCAAGCACUUCUACAGCGUACCCAUGUUCCAAAAGCUCAGUAAAUUGAGACAGGAGAACGAGCGGGAGAGAAAGCAGUAUCUCAACAAUCCGGAGUACAGCUGGAGAUGUCUAUUGCCCGACAGCGUCGCAGCCAGUUGCAGCAGUCCGAUUCUCACGCAACGCAAGACCGCGCCCCCCCUUGCCGUAAAGGGUUUACCGGGAUACGAGAAACUGAACGCCGAUGAGAGAGAGAUCUGCUCCGUCGCGAGACUCGUGCCCAUCAUUUAUUUAGACUUUAAGCAGCUUUUAAUAACGGAAAACAAGAGGAACGGUCAUCUCAGAUUGUCCCAGGCCCGUGCCCUCCUAAAAUGCGACGUGAACAAAACGCGAAAGAUAUACGACUUCCUAGUAGAAAAGGGAUACAUAAACAAGUCAGCAUAAUGAUUAUUUUAAAGCAACAAGUUACAGUACGGAGAUGUAACGCGCGAAUACUGUGAUACUACGAAUUACGUUAUAUCAAAUGGAGUUGGACAUGUACAGAAGAGAUAAUAUAAGGCUUGGCUAUUUCUAAUAAAGUUUUUGUAUGUAGA
Vollenhovia emeryi is the source of this 1734-nucleotide messenger RNA. It is a transcript of the gene Ada2a, whose product is annotated as transcriptional adapter 2-alpha. The record is from RefSeq and is a predicted model, not a curated record. Bases 149 to 1585 code for a protein of 478 amino acids. Gene Ontology annotation, molecular function: zinc ion binding; transcription coactivator activity; protein binding. Gene Ontology annotation, cellular component: SAGA-type complex; nucleus. The transcript is spliced from 2 exons. Lineage: Eukaryota; Metazoa; Arthropoda; Insecta; Hymenoptera; Formicidae. Gene Ontology annotation, biological process: regulation of transcription by RNA polymerase II; chromatin remodeling.